This is a messenger RNA of Cyclocybe aegerita, 498 nucleotides long. The record is from the annotation of a GenBank genome assembly. Lineage: Eukaryota; Fungi; Basidiomycota; Agaricomycetes; Agaricales; Hemipholiotaceae.
AUGACUCUCAAAGACGGCCUUUAUCAUAUCCAUUACUCUCCUGCCCCCGACUUGAUCGGCGGCAUGUACGCCACUGGCGGACAGGUCGAGACUUCAGUUCGCGCUGCGGCACUUCGACCGGGUGUCGGUCUCCAAACUUGGCUCAUUCAACAUGCUGACGAAGGCUACACCAUUUCAAACCCAGGCCUCGAUCCCCACCCUCCAUUGGAACCCGGACCAGUUCUCCCUGGUUGGGGUCGCAUGACUGAGGCAGAGAACGAGCCUGUUCUUUAUACCGUCCGCAAUCUGAAGAACUGGAUUAUCGCACCCAUUGAAGACGGUGCUCCCGAGGGGAAAGAAAUCUAUAGCAUCAGGGCUCCAACCCGUCUCAAAAUCAGACUCAUCUUCUAUGUCAAUAUUGACAAUGAAACCCUUGCUUUGAAGGCGUACCCAGUCACCGAGGAGAUGCCUCCCGCCCCUCGCUGGCAACUCCUCUACAACGGACUGCCGCCAAUGUGA